Marasmius oreades (fairy-ring Marasmius) is the source of this 1409-nucleotide messenger RNA. RefSeq lists its product as uncharacterized. Bases 24 to 1361 code for a protein of 445 amino acids. The transcript is spliced from 3 exons. NCBI's taxonomy places the organism in Eukaryota, Fungi, Basidiomycota, Agaricomycetes, Agaricales, Marasmiaceae. The record is from RefSeq and is a predicted model, not a curated record.
GCACGCUUUUCACAUCUGCACCGAUGAGCAACACUUUAGGUCGCCACGAGAACCCACUUUCUGUUCCCUUGCGAUUACCUCGAACGGGACAUGCGCAGGACACAGCUGGCAUAUGUACAACCAGCAUGCAAUAUUCUCAUCCUCUUCCCCGAGAUCAACCGUUUUCUUCCUCACGACUUCCGUUGCUUACUCGCCCUGUUCUCGCAUAUAGACACGAAAUGAACGAUAACUCAACCCUCUCUUCACCACUGAGCUCAUGCAGGAAUCUUCAAGUCCCUAAGCACCCCGUUGACUCAUUUCCAUAUCAGGAUCACAAGUCUUCUAGACUCAACGCUCAACGUGUUCGUGAUUUCCCAGCUGCAACCGUUCCAGUUGUCCCCAAUCACUUGUAUACGCGCACAACUCCGCAGCAUAUAUGUCCUCCUCUUACUGGGGCUCCCGUCUAUGGACUCCCUGCAAAAACGCGCAUACAUUUCCCUUAUCGCUCCAGUCGCCUCAAUCCGAGGAAUCUCACAAACACUCUUUCUCCUUUUUGCCCAGCUACAACUCGUUUACCACCACCACCACCACUGCAUCUUUCCCGUCCCAUUUUCGAAGGCUACUCAAAGGCUUCUACUGAAUCCACCAAAGUUCCACUUGCUUCCCUUCCCUCCUUUUCUCUCCCUUUCAACAAUGGAAUGGUGCAAACAUCAUCGCCCAUCAUUCCUGGCCAGCCCCUUCCUGACCUCUCAAGUUCGAAUCUGGACUAUUGUCGCCCAAAUCAUGUACAACGAUACAUGAAUCAGGACUCGGAAAAUGUCGAUCCAGCAACCCGGAUGCAUAUAUUUCGACAGGCUCAAGAGCUUUUCUCGGAGAAGAUUGAAGCCCCAGUGCCUGUUCGGUAUCACGACAUUGCAGUUCAAUCAUUAAAGACGCACGCAGCCAAUAUGAACAACGACAUCGGAUUUUUGGGACUGUUGAACAGCAAUAAGCUUGGGGGCUCAGUGGUAGGAGAAAAUGCAUUGAAUGGGGUAGCUACAGCAGGGAUUUCUGACACUAGAUCGAUCGGACCAUGGGCUCCUGAACCUACUCCACGCAAUUCUGCUGCCGCUACCUUGGGCGAUCAAAGGAAGGAAAGGGGAGAAACGAAAAAUACCCCGGCAACGGAGCAUGCAGCUGAUCAAGUUGAAGAUGAAACUGAAUCAACCUCGAAUGUUAAUCCUACGUUAACUGAUCGAAUAAAUUCCUAUGAUGCAUUGAAGCUUGCUUCUCCCAAUACGCUCAUAGCAUUGACGGAACCGUUCUUGUUGGAGUGGUGCUUCGAUCAACAGAAGAUCGAUAGAUUAGCUGCGAUGCCGAGCCUGGAAGGUCUGGAAGGGUAAAAUUUCGGUUCGUUAUCCUUAUUGCACUAGUCUUUCUUACCACAAUGG